Molecule: messenger RNA, 450 nt
Organism: Diachasma alloeum
Lineage: Eukaryota; Metazoa; Arthropoda; Insecta; Hymenoptera; Braconidae
Exons: 1
Coding region: 1-450 (149 amino acids)
Molecular function (GO): nucleic acid binding
Source: RefSeq, a predicted model, not a curated record
AUGGCCACGUCAGCACUUCAUCUGGAAGCUGCCACCGACUAUUCUGCUGAUGGAUUCAUCGCUGCCUAUCGGAGAUUCGUGAGUCGUCGAGGUCGUUGCAAGAACCUCUUCAGUGAUUGUGGAACGAAUUUCGUUGGUGCAGACAAGGAGCUGAAGAGGUUGUUCUCUGUUGGAUCGAAGGAGUUCCAGCGUCUCUCAGCAGUUUGCCUGGAAGAUGGUACUCGGUGGUCUUUUAAUCCACCGGGGGCCUCUCAUUUUGGAGUAAAAUGGGAAGCAGCGGUAAAGUCAGUGAAGUAUCAUCUCUCUCGAACGAUUCGGGAUACUACACUGACGUUCGAGGAACUCUCUACGCUGCUUACCCAGAUUGAAGCUGUGCUCAACUCCAGACCUCUACAGGCUCUCUCUGAAGACCCCGACGACGGGUUGUGUCUCACUCCGGGGUAUUUUUGA